AUGAACGUUACCCUCGAAUUCGACGAGCUCCUGCGGGAGCGCAAAGCCCCCCCAACAAGGAAAACCGUUUCCCUCGAAAAGAUUGACGGCUUCUUGAAGGAAGCUCUCCGGAUUAACUCCCACAUCACCAAACUACAUCAGAACCUCCAUACUGUACGGCGCGCAUAUCUGGCCAGAGCGCAACCUCGAAAAGGCAUCAGGCAUGGCCAGAAUCCCGAUGGUUACCCCUCAGUGAUGUCGGACCGGGACCGGGAAGCUGUGGACAAGGAUACCAAAGAAAUGCUACGGGAACUCAAUUGGAGCAUCGAGGCGCUCGACGGCGCAGAGAAAAUUCGAUAUGAAACCGAGACGAAUAGCAUCCAGAAGAAAUACGGCAGCAACCUCGGCGCGCUCGGGUCCUGGGCAUCUGGGGGCAUCGUCGGUGGCAAGAAGCCGGAACACCUGGAAGCUGAGUCCCGGGCCCAGGAGGUCCGGCAUCAUCGUGAGGGGGUCAUCUGGUAUCUACGACAGCAGUUGCAGCAGUGCAGCAACACCCAAAAAGUCAUGAUGGAAGUCCGGCUCACACGCGAGGUGGAAAUGAACCGGAGUCUUGCUUCUCAGGCGCCGUCGCUAGCCGACUUCGCCCAAUUCAGCGCCGGGAAGGCCUCCAACAAUUUAGGCGAAGCUGAGGGUGUGCACGACGAUCCAGCGACAGGUCUCAGCGCGGAACAGAUACAGAUGUUCGAGGAGGACAACCGGGAUAUGAUGCAGUACUUUGAGAGUAUGCAUGAGAAAGUACAGACUGCGCAAAGGUCGCUUGCCGAGAUAUCCAACCUUCAGUCGCAACUCAUUGAGCAUCUCGCAACGCAGACGGAGCAUAUCGACCAGCUGGUGGCAGACUCGUCCUUGACAACAGAGAAUGUCGAAGGUGGCAACAAGCAAUUGAAAAAAGCAACUCAGCGCCCGAGCGCAGCCCGGUUUACCUUCUAUGCAGCCAGUGGACUGUGCGCCUUCUUGGUUCUAUGGGAUCUGAUCAUAUAG
Molecule: messenger RNA, 1020 nt
Organism: Clonostachys rhizophaga
Lineage: Eukaryota; Fungi; Ascomycota; Sordariomycetes; Hypocreales; Bionectriaceae
Source: the annotation of a GenBank genome assembly